This is a messenger RNA of Fonticula alba, 485 nucleotides long. RefSeq lists its product as hypothetical. The transcript has a single exon. Bases 146 to 418 code for a protein of 90 amino acids. Gene Ontology annotation, biological process: mitochondrial respiratory chain complex IV assembly. The record is from RefSeq and is a predicted model, not a curated record. Gene Ontology annotation, cellular component: mitochondrial intermembrane space. Lineage: Eukaryota; Rotosphaerida; Fonticulaceae.
ACGCGACGAGGGCCAAUUAGAGAUUCAUAGCCAUCUCGUCUCGCCCCCCCCCCUUCCCUCUCUCUCCUUACUUGUUCCUUCCCCUGCUUCGGCUCCUGUUGUCCGGCAUCCCUCUCCCGCGGCCCACGGCUCACCAGACCCCAUAAUGCAGCCCGCCCCGCUCCCCACCCCCGAGGACGACACUCCCGACGAGUAUGACGCUCGCAUUGCCCGGACGGGCUGCUCGGAACUCAAUGACCAGGUGCUCAUCUGUUACGCCGAUCACCGGGACUGGCGCGUGUGCGCUCCCCUGGUGAAGGCCUUCCGCGACUGCUACGAGCGUCACGAGCGUGCUCGCAUUGCCGAAGGCGACCCGCUGGCCAUUGCCACUGCACAGGAGCCGGGGUCCCUUUUGAGCACCAGUGGGGCAUCGAGCUAGGCGCAGGCCGGCGCCCCACGUUCCUGCGAUCCCCCCUCCCUGGCCAAAUAGACACGCAAACUGUACA